Molecule: messenger RNA, 840 nt
Organism: Monoraphidium neglectum
Lineage: Eukaryota; Viridiplantae; Chlorophyta; Chlorophyceae; Sphaeropleales; Selenastraceae
Exons: 5
Coding region: 1-840 (279 amino acids)
Cellular component (GO): chloroplast
Source: RefSeq, a predicted model, not a curated record
AUGCUGAAUAUGCUAGCAAAAUCACCUGUUCGCGGGCAUGUGGGCCACGCGGCCGCGCGGCCGCUCUUUGGGCUACUCGCUCUGCAGCGGCAGGUUUGCGCGCGCCGGUCGCCGCGCGCCCCGUCCGCGGCGGACGCCGACGCCGACGGCACCAGCACCAGCGGUAGCGGCAAGGAGGUGUACCAGGGCGUGUAUGGUCCGUGGACCGUCGAGCGUGAGGACGAAGUGGAGGUCUUAUGCUACCGCCUCGGCCUCUCGGCCACCGCCCUGGCGCUCGUCGGCGGCACCGCGGCGGGGCUGUCGGGCGCUGACGCAGCGCUCGACCCGCUGAGCGCCCUGGGCGCUGCGGGGCUGGGGGUGUCUGUGUUUCUGAUCCACGUUUACGUCGACCCCCUCAAGCGCUUCUUGCAGCAGCUGCAGCAGCAGCGUGCCUGGGCGGUGGCGACGGCAGCGCCGCAGCAGCAGCAGCAGCAGCAGCGGCCGGUCAUGUGGGCUGCGGGCGUCCUGGGUGCGGGGUACCUCGCUUUGGAGAAGUGCGGCGGCCAGCCCGUCGCGCUGUACGUGGCUGAGCACCCCUGGGCCGUCUGGCUGGUGGGGCCGUUCUUCGCCUCAAUCACCGGCAUCGCUGUGAAAGAGGGCCUCUGCUAUGGGAAGCCCGAGGCGGCAGGCGUCGCCGCGCUGCUACCGCUGCUGCUGCUCGGGCACCUCUCAGGCGUCCUGCCGGCGGCGGCGCUGCGCGUUCUCCUGUGCGCGUCUGCGGCGGCGACCGGCGUGUUUGCGGGGCGCAAGUACACUCAAGCUGUGAAAGAUGACAUCGGCGACAAGAGUGUAUUUGAGUGA